CUUCUUUAGGAAGCACUGUGGUUUUGACAAGAAGUGAUUCAUUUUAUAAACACCAGCAACGAAGUAAUGCCAGGGAAUGCUCCUAAAUAACACUAGAGUACUGUUAUUGAUCGUAAAUGUUGGGUAAUAUGCAUAACCAGCCAACUUCCGUCAUUGCUUAAUUUUCUAUAAACGUUAUCAUGCUAGCUAACGACGUACAAUGCAUUAACAUACUAGCUAAGAAGAGUUUGUAGUAACAUUAGCUAGCUUGACUGCAUCUGUGAAUUCUAAAAUCGGUGGCUAGGUAAUACCUACGUGUUUUAUUUAAUACUGUUGGACCGGUCUGCCGCCAUGGCUGAGCGUGGGGCACAUUUGACCACUGCAGCUGCAGAUGAUAGACCAUCCAUAUUCGAAGUUCUCGCGCAGGAGUCCCUGAUGGGUGCUGUGAGACCAGCUUUGCGCCACGCUGUGAAGGUACUGGCUGAGUCCAAUCCCUCACGCUACGGAUUCCUCCUGAGGAGAUUCGACGAGAUUUACGUCGUUCUCGACCUUUUGCUUCAGCACCAUUUUCUGUCACGGACAAGCGGUUCCUUCUCAGAGAACUUCUACAGCUUGAAGCGCGCCUCCUCUUCGGGAAGCGAGAAGCCCGCUCACUUGGGACUUGGAGGCAAAUCCCACUGGCGCUCGCUGCUUCUGCUGGCUCUCGUGCCGUACCUGCGGGCCAAACUGGAACAAGUGUUGGCGAAGCAGAGGGACGAGGAUGAAUUCUCCAUCCGUCUGCCACAGUCCCGCAUGCAGAGGAUGUACAGGGCUUUCCUGGCCGUGUACCCUUACGUCAGCAUGGCUUGGGACAGCUGGGUCUUCUGCCAACAGCUCUUAUACGUGUUUGGUCGCGCAAGGACACAUUCACCAUUUCUGUGGCUGGCUGGAGUCCAACUGGCUCACCUCACAGGACAUGACAUCAGGAACAUGGACCUCAAACCAGCAACACCAUCUGCAGGCGUUGGGUCAAGUAUCGGUGAUAGGCUACGGAAGCUGACGUCAACCGUGGUUGGAGGUGUGGCCGUGUCCCUCUCCUCAAGCCUCUCCAUGGGGGUGUUCUUCCUACAGUUCCUGGAGUGGUGGUAUUCCUCAGAGAACCAGAGCACCAUGAAGAGCUUGACCACCCUGCCCACGCCGCCCCCUCCCGUCCACCUGCAGGAUCAUGCAUCCAAACACAGCAAAGUGUGCCCGCUGUGUCGCAAGUGCCGCACCAACGACACGGUUCUCUCCACCUCCGGCUUUGUGUUUUGUUACCGUUGCAUCUAUGUCUACGUCAAGGCAAACAUGAGGUGUCCCAUGACUGGUUACCCCACUGAACUCCAGCAUCUCAUCAAGAUUUACUCUCCUGAGAGCUAGACAUGGGAAACGCAUCAGAGGGGGAUUCAAAAGAUGGCUGCCUUUCCAUUUCUUAGUAAUUGUGAUUGUAAAAGGUGAAAUCAGCAAGUGUUACAGAAAGCAGCAAGUGCCAUGUUAGUCAGCUGGUGUUCUCGUCUACCCAGACACAAGUAAUAAUACUGACUAAUUAUGCAAUUCUAAUUCUUUGUCCUCAGCACAUUGAUCAUGUAGUUUCGAUUUUUCUAUAAAACCGUGAAGAAACAAAGCAAUGUUUUGGACUUGUGGUACAGGGGAAGUUCUGCAGAAUAUUUUCCCACACUGUAGGAAACUGCCUCCAGUUCAAAUGUGAACAUUCAGUAUGUAGCCCUCGAGGAGGCCUAGCCAAACAACAAAUGGAGUUGGAUGUUUAUGAAGCCACGCAUACUUUAAGCGUGAGCUACCCAUGGAAGGACAAGUGGUUUUCAGAAUUAAACCUUUAUUUG
Messenger RNA from Osmerus eperlanus (European smelt), 1838 nucleotides. It is a transcript of the gene pex12, whose product is annotated as peroxisomal biogenesis factor 12. The record is from RefSeq and is a predicted model, not a curated record. The transcript has 3 exons. Bases 331 to 1377 code for a protein of 348 amino acids. Gene Ontology annotation, biological process: protein monoubiquitination; protein import into peroxisome matrix. Gene Ontology annotation, molecular function: ubiquitin-protein transferase activity; zinc ion binding; protein binding. Lineage: Eukaryota; Metazoa; Chordata; Actinopteri; Osmeriformes; Osmeridae. Gene Ontology annotation, cellular component: peroxisomal membrane; peroxisomal importomer complex.